Thermothielavioides terrestris NRRL 8126 is the source of this 501-nucleotide messenger RNA. RefSeq lists its product as uncharacterized. Lineage: Eukaryota; Fungi; Ascomycota; Sordariomycetes; Sordariales; Chaetomiaceae. The annotation marks the transcript as partial. The transcript has a single exon. The record is from RefSeq and is a predicted model, not a curated record.
CGUCCCGAGCGGCCGCCCUCCCCAUGGCUCCGCAAAUACGGCGGAAGGGCUCGUCCUCUGCUGGACCGCCCUGACGACCCCGUCCGCCACUCAGGACUCGCGCCCCGGUACCCGGAGCUUCACGAAACGUAUUACGCUGGGGACAGCAGGGAGUUCGACAUGAUGAGUCCCUUUCCCAGGCCCGUGGAUGACGAGCUCGACAAGCUGUUUGCUUCCGAGAGAACCCAAAUCGAAUCCAACUCGGGGCUGACCACCUGGGAAAUCGGUCUCCUGGGCGAGUAUCUGAUCAAUGACUGGCCCGGUGGCCACGGGGGCCGGGGCACGCCAUGGCCGGAUGCUUUGGAGCACGGAUAUGGCGUCAAAGUUGAUGAGAACGCUUGGCAUCCCGUUUUUACCAAGGACAAGUGGUACGAUUUCCGCGUGCCCAUCCUCAACGACAGGUUCAACCCUCCCGGCGUGCCCAUUUUGCCCACCGAUGUCUGGAGCGUCGACGUCCCCCGG